Sinocyclocheilus anshuiensis is the source of this 1491-nucleotide messenger RNA. RefSeq names its product GTPase IMAP family member 4-like. The record is from RefSeq and is a predicted model, not a curated record. Gene Ontology annotation, molecular function: GTP binding. Lineage: Eukaryota; Metazoa; Chordata; Actinopteri; Cypriniformes; Cyprinidae. The transcript is spliced from 3 exons. The coding region runs from base 111 to 1049 and encodes 312 amino acids.
UUCACUCCACCCACUGCGUUAAAUGUGAAAGUGAACGUAAACAUUGCGUAUAGUUUACUGCAAGGUCACAGCAAGGAGAGAGAGAGAAAAUAUACAGAAGCGGCGAAAGUAUGGACGACAUGCAUAGAAAAUCUGCAAGUGAACAUUCAGACCAGGAACAUCUCAGGAAACAGAUGGAAAGGCAGGAAGAGAUGAAAGGACUGAUACAACAGAUUGCUAGAGAAAGUUCAAACAUUGAUCUCAGGAUUGUGCUGUUGGGUAAAACUGGAUCAGGAAAGAGUUCAGCAGGAAACACCAUCAUCGGCGACUUUGUGUUUAAGAGUGGUAUGUCAUCUAAGUCUAUUACUAGUCAUUGUCAAAGACAUCUGACAACAGUGGAGGACAGAAUCAUCUCAGUGAUCGACACUCCAGGAAUGUUUGAUACGUACAUGAGUGAAGAACAACUGAAAGCUGAAAUAGCUAAGUGUGUCUACAUGUCUGCUCCUGGUCCUCAUGUAUUUCUGCUGGUCAUGAGACUGGACGCGAGAUACACAAAUGAGGAGAAAAACACAGUGAAAUGGAUUCAGGAGAACUUUGGAGAAGAAGCUACUCGAUACACAAUCAUUCUGUUCACUAGAGGAGAUCAGCUGAAGGGACAAACAUUAGAUGAUUAUAUCAGUGAAAAUAAUGAUCUCAAGGCUCUUGUUAAUGAGCGUGGUGACAGAUAUCAUUUAUUCAAUAAUGAAGACAUGAAGAACCGCUCUCAGGUCACUGAACUGCUGGAGAAGAUCGAGAAGAUGGUGAAGGAGAAUGGAGGACAGCACUACACUAACGAGACGUAUAGAAAAGCCCAGGAUGAAAUUAAAUGGGAGGCUCAGAAACAAAGAUCUAAAGGUUAUGGAAUAAAAGCACUAGCAGUAAUAGGAGGGGCAACAGUAGUAGCAGGAACAGGAGCAGUAGCAGUAGCAGUGGCAGGAGGAGCAGGAGCAGUAGCAGCAGUAGCAGGACGAGCAGCAGCAACAGUAGGAGCAGCAGUAUUAGGAGCAGCAAAAGCAGGCUUGAAACUGUAACGCACAGUUACUCUAAAUGACAAAAAAAGAAAAGAAAUAUUCUUCCGAUAGCUGUGUGGGGAGCACAUCAUGUGGCACAGUUGUGCUACCCGAGUUUGAGUCCUUGCUUGUGGUCCUUUUCACAAUUCUCCUGCUUCGCUUCCUGUCAAAUCUCUAUGCUUGCCAGUCCAAAUAAAUGUCGCAAAUAUUAAUAUGCCGUUUCUAAAUGUCUAAUCAGUUCUUUGCAAGCACAUGCAGAUUUAAUAGAGGGACUGAGUUGUUUGUAAAAUUUUUGCAAGCAUUGUAUUAAAUGUUUUCAUUAUUUUUGUCAUUGUAUUGAAGUUUAUUUGGCAUUGCAAUUCUUUUUGUUUACUUUUCUAAUACGCUUCAACUUCACUUGCUUAUGCUGCGUUCAAGUCAUGUCGGAUAGAUCGUAUUUACAAGUUGAAUGCACAUGAACACC